Cylicocyclus nassatus is the source of this 1046-nucleotide messenger RNA. The record is from the annotation of a GenBank genome assembly. NCBI's taxonomy places the organism in Eukaryota, Metazoa, Nematoda, Chromadorea, Rhabditida, Strongylidae.
GGUCUGCGCCAGUUAGGAAGUGAAAUGCUGUCCAAAUACUCGCCUGUAUAUUUUCUAUUGUUCUACAUUACUACAUCUCAUGGAUUUCAACCACGAUGCGGCCAGCGUCAAAAUGAUGUUCCUCGAGCUACGCAGUUCCACAUACCUUUCGACUAUGUGAUGCCCGAACACCGUCUAGUAGGAAGCAGCGUGUCUGAACCACACUCAUGGCCGUGGGUGGUACAGAUUACAUACAGAGGUCUACACAGGUGUGGAGGAGCCCUUAUCAAUGAAGAGUAUGUGCUCACUGCAGCACAUUGUUUUGCACGGAGUAGGAAAACACCGUUAUACCGAGUCCGAGUAGGAGCACACAAGUCUGGUAGUGGCAGAGGACAUUACAUCAGAAGCCUCUCUAUUCACUCGAUGUUUAAUGUACUUUGGCCAAGUUCGUAUGAUGUAGCUUUACUCAGGAUAGGACCACCAGUGAAGUUCAAUGAGACUGACACAGCACGUCCAAUUUGUUUACCUUCAAUGGCACCAGUAACUCAUCAGAUGUGUGUAGUAGCAGGAUGGGGAAUGACUGUGGAAGGUGGAAUAAAAUCGGAUAUGCUGCGGGAAAUCCACGUUCCAAUAUUACCGUUCAGCCAAUGCAAUAACCUACAGCAUUAUGCGGGAAGAGUGCAUUUGCCUUCAAUGAUCUGCGCUGGAUAUACGGAAGGAGGCAUUGAUUCAUGCCAGGGAGAUUCUGGAGGACCAUUAAUGUGCACAGUCAUGGGUCGUUGGGAAGUCUUUGGCGUUGUGAGUUGGGGCAUUGGAUGUGGCCGAGAAGGAAAACCUGGCGUGUACACAAACAUUCAUGCGGCUAUGUCAUGGAUACAACUAGAAUUGGCAAAAAGCAAGUAAUGAAAACAUGGAAAUAGACCAUCUGCUUUGCUCACUUCCUUCCGUACUCAUUUGGUUGCUUACUAAUUUGGUAACAAUUCUCCGAUCUCUUCUAACCAAGACUUUCAGUAAGAGAAAAACGAGUAUAUGCUCUAAAUUACAUGUCAUAUAUAUUGUACUGCAUU